This is a messenger RNA of Brassica oleracea var. oleracea, 977 nucleotides long. RefSeq lists its product as uncharacterized. The coding region runs from base 62 to 850 and encodes 262 amino acids. Gene Ontology annotation, cellular component: mitochondrial matrix. The record is from RefSeq and is a predicted model, not a curated record. Lineage: Eukaryota; Viridiplantae; Streptophyta; Magnoliopsida; Brassicales; Brassicaceae. The transcript is spliced from 3 exons.
AAACCCCUUCGAUCUUCCAGUAGCGCAGCCCUCGCACAAACCCUAGAAGAAUACUCCGGCAAUGUCGUUAUUUUGUGGAGCUUCGUCUACAGUGGCCACACUUCCCUUCCGUGCGGUUAGACCUCCGUUGAGUCUCCAAACUGGUGCCCAGAGAGUGACUCUUGGUGGUGGUAGCCGUCAGUUCAGCCGCGCAUCAUCGCUGAUUUCACUCUCGACGGGUUCGAAGCUAAGUGCUAUCACCGCCCAAGAGAAUCUGGUUAGCGUCCUCGAAUCUCAAAUCGAAAGCGCCGUUGUUAACGAAGAGACUCCUGACGAUGGGGAAGAGGAAGACAAGUUGCCAGAAGGGUUUCCUUUCCGCAUCAUUGAUACCCCAGGGGAACGGGUUUUCUUUCUGACUAGGAAGUUUGAGAAUGAAACCAUUCUUGUAGAAAUUGACCCUACUGCGCCGUUGGACGAAGGAAAAAAAGAAGAACCAAACGAUCCUCAAGCUGAAGUACUAAUUGGUAUCUCUAUGGUCAUCAAUGUGUCCAAACAUGAUUAUGCUCCCUGUCUUGAGUUUCUAGCCAAUGCUUACAUUGACGAGAUUGUGAUUGAUGCUAUAUACGUCAAACAACCCCAAGAACUUUCGUAUCCCUUUUUAGCAAAAAAAAUAAAAAAACUUUGGUAUCCCUACGAAGGACCUGAUUUUGUGGACUUGGAUGAGAAUUUGCAGAAGGCCUUUCACAGGUUUUUGGAGAUCAGAGGGAUCAAGCCCAACAUCACUGAGUUUGUGGCUGAUUAUUUGGCCAACAAAGACAGCAGAGAGCGACUUCAGUUGCUCAAGGAUGUCAAGACUUUUGUUGACAUGUGAAAACUCAUCAUCGUUGUUGAUGUGAAACUUUUAGGUGAUAUUUUUUGAGUUUUAUCUUGGAUCAACUUGUUAUCACCAUUAUAUUGCAAGGAGAUGCUACUUGUUUUGACAAUAUUUGUUUCAACUC